This is a messenger RNA of Leptosia nina, 471 nucleotides long. The record is from the annotation of a GenBank genome assembly. NCBI's taxonomy places the organism in Eukaryota, Metazoa, Arthropoda, Insecta, Lepidoptera, Pieridae.
AUGUAUUCCGAAGAAGAUAUUGUAUCUCUUAGUGCAUACUUCGGGGAGUGCGUGGUUAUUGACGGUGAUGAACUAGAGGAUCUUUCGGAGAAAGCAAACAACUGGUCGCAACGUGAGCUACAUGAGGUUAUAGAAACACGUCGUGGAGCCGGUUUGCCACCCGAAAGCACGAUCCCGCAAGAAACACCCGAACCCACGAUCCUGGAAGAAACACCCGAACCCUCAAUCCCGCAAGAAACACCCGAACCCCCUAAAGAGUACAGUGAUAUAGACAGUUUUACAAGAUUUUAUGUAGGUCUAUGCGUUUCAGCGAAGUGCCCCGUGGUGGUAGAAAAUUUGUUUAAACUGAUUCAAUUAAUAUAUCCUGAAGAGUGGCAUCUAUUAUACCAUACCCCCGAAGAAUUCAUGUUUCUAGGAUUAUUUCCCUGGGUUCAUGAUAUACCUGUCAUUAUCGAGGACCAGGAAAUCUAA